Peronospora matthiolae is the source of this 4095-nucleotide messenger RNA. The record is from the annotation of a GenBank genome assembly. Lineage: Eukaryota; Oomycota; Peronosporomycetes; Peronosporales; Peronosporaceae.
AUGGAGGGAAUUAAGGUCUUUGCACCGGACGAGAAGCACGUGUGGCUCCCUGGCGUCAUCUGUGGGGCCAGUAGCGACGGUAAACAGCUGACGGUGCGGCUUGAUGAGGUCGUGGGACCGCGUGACGCGUCGGUGCUGGAACUGAUUCCAUCUGAGCGCGAGCUCAAGUCGCUCACGGGCUCCCAGCGGUCCGUGGACCUUACGGAAGCUCUGGAGUGUUUCAAUACGUCAGUGGACGCAGCGGAGAACACAAAGUCGUCGCUGCCGUUACAGAAUUCGAGCGAGAGUGCUAAUGGCUUCGAAGACAUGAUCCUCGUCGACCAUUUGCACGAGGCGUCGAUUUUGUACAACCUGAGACGGCGGUUUUUUCACCAAUUACCGUAUACAUAUACAGGACGAAUCUGCAUUGCGGUGAACCCGUAUCAAUGGCUGGAUCUCUACUCUAAGGCGAUCAUGGAAAGGUUCAGUGAUGGAAAAAGGGAAAACAAACCGCCGCACGUCUACGCCGUGUCGAUGGAGGCUUUUUUCAACAUGAGACAAAAGCAGGAGAAUCAGAGCAUAUUAGUGUCGGGUGAGUCGGGAGCUGGCAAAACUGAGACGACGAAAAUUGUCAUGAGCCAUUUGGCGGCAUUGGCCACGAACUCGAACUCAAAAGUGAUCCAGCAAAUUAUCCAGGCCAACCCGCUGCUUGAGUCGUUCGGUAAUGCCAAGACAGUGCGUAACGACAAUUCCAGCCGUUUCGGUAAGUUUACAGAGCUCCAGUUUACGACCGAAGGCCAAUUGAUCGGGGCUAGAUCUCGCACAUAUUUGCUGGAAAAGAGUCGCGUGACGACUCAAGCGCAAGGAGAAAGCAAUUUUCACAUUUUCUACCAGCUGCUAGCACAGCGCAAAGAGUUUUCAGAGCUAGAGCUUGGUAUGGUGGACUCGUUCAAGUACGUGCCUGUCGAGACGCAAGGUCGUGGCGGUGACGAAGAAGGCGAUCUUAGUCGUACCCGCGAAGCUCUCGAGCUAGUCGGCAUCGAACAAUCGUUACAACAUGAGAUUUUUCGUAUUCUUGGCGCUGUACUGCAUCUAGGCGAGACGAAAUUCACUACGCAGAAUGGAGAUGUGGAUGCCUCGCAGCUUGUGGAUCGGGAACACUUCAAUGUGGCUUGCAGACUGCUUGGUGUGAGUCCAGAGGCACUGGAACGCGCUGUGUGCAACCGUAACGUGUUCGUUGGUCGGGAGGUGAUCUUGAAGCCGAUGACGCACGACCAGGCGGCAGAUUGUCGUGACGCGCUCGCCAAGAGUCUGUACUCAAAGCUGUUCUUGUGGCUCGUGGAACAGAUCAAUCAGACCAUUGGUGUGAAUACCAAAGGUGCUGGCUUGUUCAUUGGAAUCUUGGACAUUUUUGGUUUCGAGCACUUUGAGACCAACUCGUUUGAGCAGUUUUGCAUCAACUACGCCAACGAGAAGCUGCAGCAGAAGUUUGUGCAGGACGUGCUGAAGACGGUCCAGAUUGAAUACGAAGAAGAAAACAUUUCGUGGUCUCACAUCACUUUCGCAGAUAAUCAGGACGUGCUGAACCUUAUCGAAGGCCGCCUGGGUGUCAUCAGCUUUCUGAACGAGGAGUCGCUGCUUGCCACGGGCACGGAUGCGUCAUUUGCAAGCAAAUUGGGCGCAGUGAUGGAGAACAAUCCGCUGCUGGAGACGCCUCGGCUGAAUAAGUGUGCUUUCUCUAUUUAUCACUACGCUGGUAAGGUCACUUACGAUGCAACAGGCUUCCUGGACAAACACCGUGACGCCAUCUUACCGGAUAUUAAGCAGUGCAUGAGUAUGUCCAAACUCAAAAUUUUGUCCAAGAUGUUUACAGAUGACGUGAAUGCUAGGUGCGUAGAGAGCAGUGGGUCCAGCGCUCGUGGCAAAAAGCGCAGUGGCAGUGUCAAAAGAGGAGGACACGCCCAGACCCGCCGCACGACGGUGGGCACACAGUUCAAGGAGAGUUUGUCACAGCUUAUGGAAAAGAUUGGACUUACAGAGGUGCAUUAUGUGCGUUGUCUCAAGCCAAAUCCGCUGAAGAGUGCUCACUGCUUCUCACACGGCGACGUCGUCAGCCAGCUGCGUUGCGCAGGCGUGAUUGAGGCCAUUCGAGUGUCUCGCAGUGCGUACCCGAACCGUAUGCCGCACCUGGAGUGCAUCAAGAAAUUCCGCGUGCUGCGUACAGGUGCGGUUCCGACGCAGAAAAAGUCCAUCAGCGAUUCAGACAUGGAAUAUGUCAAAACCCGAUGCGAAAAGUUGAUGGAAAAGCUGCUGUCGGGACGCAACAUCCAGGAUUAUCAGGUAGGUUUGACCCGUGUUUACUUCCGCGAGGGUGUCUUGGAGGAACUGGAGACAAAGCGAGGCUGGGCGUUACGCAAGUACGCAAUUGUACUGCAGAAAAACGUGCGCUGUUGGCUCAUGCGCCGGCGUUUCUUGCGGCAAAAACAGCAAAUUGUGGUGAUCCAGAAGUACUGGCGCCGCUAUGUGAUUCACAAGCAGUACUUGAAGCUGCGUCGAGGUGUUGUGAAGCUGCAGGCCCAAGCUCGCGGUGUCUCGACCCGUAAGAUGUACCGUGUGCUCAAGUUUGACUACCGCAUUGUUCGUUUCCAGGCCUACUGUCGUAUGCACAUGGAGCGCCAGCGUUACCUUAUGAGAGUGUCAGCGGUAAAGAGACUCCAAGGAUUCUUCCGUUUCUCUCUCUUGCGGCUUGUGUUUUUGCGUAAGAUGGAGAAGGAGAAGGCUUACAAAGAGCUUGGCUCGAAGGUUGCACAACUGCAAAUGAAGCUGGACAGAAAGCAAGUGCACACUGGAGCAAAGCUGUCUCCAUCAAACAAGACUCGUUCACUCGGUCCAUCAGACGUGUCGAAUGUAACAGGAACCAGCAGCGACCGCGGCACUAGUAGCAGCAGCUCCACGCGUGGCUCGAUUCCCAACCACCGGUUCAGUGGUACUAGUGGAAUUCUGGACGAAAGUCACGAAGUGAUUACCGCACUUCACGAAGAGAAUGAAAAGUUGCGAACGCAAUUGGAGCAUCAGGAGACUGAAAUCCAGCGUCUGAAGACCGAGAACCGUACGCUGAAAAACUGGCAACAGUCCAAAGAGGUUGGCGAGCAGGUGCAGAAGCUGGCCUAUCGUGACCAGGAAAGCAAGGACUUGACAUAUUUGGCGGCGAUCGAGACAGAGUACGAGAAACUUCGAUCGUACAUAUGUGAAAUACGCGAUCUGCCCACCGAUAUCGGUAGCAUCACACAAGCCAGUACUACUUCGCCGGCUUCUGGUGCCCGCAGCUCGCUCACGUCGUUGUCGUCAGAAAAAUCGGUGUCCGUCAUGGCUGCACCUAGCGGCAAUGUGGACCAGAAAUCAGCUGAGGCACAUCACUUGCUACUGAAAAGUGCUGCUCGUAUCGGACACGCCAAGAGCAAAGUCUCGAGUAAGGGCAAUGCGCGUCGGGUCAAGGACCAUUGGGAAGAGAUUCGUAAUUUUCCUCCAUCCAUGCACUACAAUCUGGGCUCGGUGCCGUGGAAGCGGCUGCUCGCGGAUUGGGCGCAGGGCAACCCAAAGAAGCUGGAUUACAUGACGCGUUGGCUCAAAAACGUUUUGGAUGGCGGUCCGAUCGUGUCGGACACGUUUCCGAUGGGCGUCGAGCUCAAAUAUGUGACUCCGAUGAUGUUGGAUGGAUUUAUGCAACUCGUUAUUCCAAAGCUUGCGGAACGGCCCGAUAUUCAGGUGCACGUGCAUACAAAAGAGUUUAUUGGAACGAGCAUGCGGAUUACACUGUCACAGCUGGAACAGCAGCAUGGUGCGAGUUGGGGCUCUCUCUCGCAUGCUCGCGUUGAGCGUACGCCACCAUUGGAGGUGGAAGACUUCCAGCGAAUUUCGAUUCUCGCUAACAACAAUAGCCGGAGCUCGAGCAAUCUGCUAUCCGCCUCAACACUUAGCCUUUCUCCAAUGGAGUCGAACUCAGCCACGUCGUCAGGUAGUCCAAGUAGCUACCGCUCCAGUAUUUUUCGCUCAGGACGUGGGAACAACAGCGGUGAUUUCAACCCGCGCAAUUCGUUCUUUCACCGGAAUAAGUAA